GCGCGCGGACCUCGCACCCCCAACCUCAACCCCAACCCCCUCAUCAACGUGCGCGACCGGCUGUUCCACGCGCUGUUCUUCAAGAUGGCUGUCACCUAUUCGCGGCUCUUCCCGCCCGCCUUCCGCCGUCUCUUCGAGUUCUUCGUGUUGCUCAAGGCCCUGUUUGUGCUCUUCGUCCUGGCCUACAUCCAUAUCGUCUUCUCCCGCUCGCCCAUCAACUGCCUGGAGCAUGUGCGUGACAAGUGGCCUCGCGAGGGCAUCCUGCGUGUGGAGGUGCGGCACAACUCGAGCCGCGCGCCCGUCUUCCUGCAGUUCUGUGACGGCGGAGGCCCCGGGAGCUUCCCGGGCCUGGCCAUGGAGCCAGGCAGUAGCCUGGACGUGGAAGACGAGGAGGAGGAGGAGCUGACCAUGGAGAUGUUUGGGAACAGCUCCAUCAAGUUUGAGCUGGACAUUGAGCCCAAGGUGUUGAAGCCGCCGAGUAGCACAGAGGCCCUGAAUGACAGCCAGGAGUUCCCCUUCCCCGAGACGCCCACCAAAGUGUGGCCACAGGACGAAUACAUCGUGGAGUACUCGCUGGAGUAUGGCUUCCUGCGCCUGUCGCCGGCCACCCGCCAGCGUCUGAGUAUCCCUGUCAUGGUGGUCACCCUGGACCCCACGCGGGACCAGUGCUUUGGGGACCGCUUCAGCCGCCUGCUGCUGGAUGAGUUUCUGGGCUACGACGACAUCCUCAUGUCCAGCGUGAAGAGUCCCGGGCCUGUGGCCACGGCGCCCAGCUCCCUGGUGGCCGCAGCAGCCUCAGUGGCAGCAGCUGCUGGUGGUGACCUGGGCUGGAUGGCAGAGACCGCUGCCAUCAUCACAGACGCCUCCUUCCUGUCUGGCCUGAGCGCCUCCCUCCUGGAGCGGCGUCCAGCCAGCCCACUGGUCCCUGCCGGGGGCCUCCCUAACGCCCCUCAGGACAGUGUCCCCACGAGUGACUCCGCAGCUUCCGACACAACUCCCCUGGCAGCUGCAGUGGGCGGGCCUAGCCCGGCCUCCAUGGCCCCAACAGAGGUGCCCUUGGAGGCUGGGUCCUGAGCCGCACAGCUGAGCCGCCUCUGACCCCUGCUGGCUGGGCCUGACCUUCUGGAGCCUGUGGGGGCUGGGGAGUCGCCACCUCCUUCCUCUGGAACUGCCCAGCCUGUGUCGGGGGCUUUCAGGGUGUCAUGGGGUUUGCCCGGAAGGCGGGCUUCCCUCCCCGUGGUGUGAGGUUGUGCCCGAGGCUUGUACCUGCUAGUGAGCUGUUUGAGCUGGCCAGCAAAGAGAGGGGGUGGGGUUCCGUGGAAGGUUCUGGAGGGGGCUUGGUGAAAGGUCUGUAGUGAACCGUCUUGAGGAUGGAGUGGGGUCCCAUGGUGCAGGUCUCUGAGCAAGGCGGAGGUGUGGAGGAGAGGCCGGGAUGGAGCGGGGCUUUGGACCCUAGCGCUGUCCCUUCCGGCCUCAGCCCGGCUCUGCCUGGUGCUCCCUGCAGUGCCUUCUCCAUGGCCCGGCCCUCCCCGCGUGUGCACCAGGCCUGGGGUUCCCGGGAGAGUAGAGCUUGUGCCUCGGGCAUAGGGACGUGGGGUGCAGGCGCCAACAUCAGUGGCAGCAGCCAGGGCUGUGGGCCAGCCCCACUCGGGGUGGAGUGGGCCGGGGGCCAAACCAGUCACUCGGAGAGGAAUGCGGAGGAGCGCGCAUUCCAUUCUAUUUAAUUGCAGUGUACAAAAUUGUGUUUGUAUAUAGAAUAAACUGUCUGUUGACAGCGGC
This is a messenger RNA of Mandrillus leucophaeus (drill), 1779 nucleotides long. It is a transcript of the gene TMEM259, whose product is annotated as transmembrane protein 259. Gene Ontology annotation, cellular component: endoplasmic reticulum. NCBI's taxonomy places the organism in Eukaryota, Metazoa, Chordata, Mammalia, Primates, Cercopithecidae. The record is from RefSeq and is a predicted model, not a curated record. The annotation marks the transcript as partial. The transcript has 6 exons. Gene Ontology annotation, biological process: positive regulation of ERAD pathway; response to endoplasmic reticulum stress.